This is a messenger RNA of Petromyzon marinus (sea lamprey), 2984 nucleotides long. RefSeq lists its product as uncharacterized. The record is from RefSeq and is a predicted model, not a curated record. Lineage: Eukaryota; Metazoa; Chordata; Hyperoartia; Petromyzontiformes; Petromyzontidae.
GGAGGGAGUUGUCUCGACGCCGCUGGGUCGCGACUAUAAAGGGGAGGGGAGGAGGGAGUCGCGAAUGAGACCGCGUCGUGAUGUCGGGAGCGGAGCGCGUGGUGCUGGUGCUGGGAGGAGCCGGGGUCGUGGGAUCCGGGGCCGUGCGCGCCCUGCUCGAGCGAGGUUUCCGUGUGGCUGUCAUCUCGCGAGAUGAGGCGCGGCUGGGGAAGCUCGCUGAGGACGUCCCGGAGAGCAGCAAACCCAGACUCGUGUCGCUCGUAGGGAAUGUGGGCUCGGAGCGCGGAGCCGAGAAGGCUCGCACCGCGCUGCUGGCGGCCGCUCCCGUCAUCACGGACAUCGUCUCGUGUCUCGGCUUCAGCUGGUGGCAGGGGGGGCCCCUCCUCGACCAGGACCUGGCUGAGCUGCAGCGGGUUUUCCAAAACCUCCUCUUCAGCACCUUCACCGCGUGGAAAGUCUUCUUUCCCCUCGUCAGGGCAAACCCGAGUGGCUCCUACACCUUCGUGACAGGCGGCGCGGGAGACCGCCUCCUCACGGCCGGCACCGGCUUCCUGACGGUGGGGGCCGCUUCGGCGCUCGCGUUCAGCAAGGUGGUGCGCGAGGAGUACAGCGACGCGGCCUGCGCCAUCAACGAGGUGAAGAUCAACAUGGGUGUAGUGCCACCGGACCGCGUGUGCCCGGGCUAUGUGGACCACCGCGCCAUGGGCCACGCGCUCGCCGCCGUGGUGGCCACGCACGGGGGCACCGGCCGCUUCGUGUGCAUCAGUUCCACCGAAGACGUAGAGGCCGUGCAGGCCACUGGCGGCGCCACCGCUACUGCCGGCUCCACAUGAGCCAAGGCCGGCUGCUCGUCCUCAUAGGCCCCCGACGAGCCCUCCCUAUAACUUCCAUCCGUUCCUCCAGCCCUAGCAAGCCAAACCAACAGAGCCACUUAAUUAUAGAUUAAAGAUAUAAUCGUGUCUUUAUUUACCCAGGAAAGCAUCGGUCUCAAAACAAGUAGGAACAGUUCUUGAGAUAUGUAGCUUGGUGUGGGAGGAGUCUGGAGUACCUGGAGAAAACCCACCACGCAUAUGAGGGCAAAUAUACUUUUCACUCCGCAUAAAUUUAAUCCCUUGCUGUAUUGCCAUCUCCCGGCCACGUUGCAACCCCACAUCUACAAGCCAUGAUAUUCCCAGGCAGUCCUUACCUUGUGUUCUGACAAGGCUCAACCCCUGCUUAGCUUCUGAGAUCCGCAGAUAUUGGGCGCAUUCAGUCACGAAGGUUCCAGUCUUCGCAACAUCCAUCUUGUCAUAAUUCCCGUGCGGGUUUUCAUAUCUAGUGGAAAUGUGUGCGUGUAUUCACCUCAUACACUCACCCCAAUUAUGCAAUUUCCUGUUUUGAGUUUGGAGACAUGGUCACAGCAGUUUUGAACUAGAUACUUCAUGAGAAAACCUUCGUUCAUAAAUGUGUGUGUACAAAUGGCACACACGUGUACGCCCAGACACAGAGUACUGGUUCAAGUUACGUGUACAUGUCCCAUUGUGAUGUAGGGCAUGCGCACUCAAACUGUGUGUCCCACAUGGUGUUGGCCACACACUCCAUCGUGUGCCAUGCCGUCCUUUAUAGGUGCUCGCUAACAGCACUUGCCUCAACAGUCUGCUGAAGACUAUAUAUGGGGGAUGUUUUUCUUUGUGUUUCCCACAUGACCCCACAUGGCAGAGAGCACAGCAGUAAAUUAAAUUAACAUAGGACGGCCGCUGAUGAGCUCGAACCAAUGAGUGGAGAAGGAUGUAGCUUCUGCUUCAAAGCCGUGACAAGUGGAGGUAUUGGGCUGUCUCGGCGUGUCAGUUGUGUCAGUGACACAGGACGGACUAAAGGAUCUCAAGCCGUAUCACAAUCAUUAGGAAGCGUGCAAGGUGUAUAGAUUACAAAAUUGUGUUUGAGCGGAGAAGACUGCUAAAAUACCCAAAAUUUACGUAGCGAUACACGCGUUAUGGUUGGGUGGAAGUGAGAGGGCUUUGCAGCUUUUGGAAAUCGUGGAGUGAAACCGCGGGUGUGUGGGGAAGAUGAGACGCGAGGCACGUGCGUUCGGUCCCGUGGCAAUGGGGGCAAGGAGCGCCCAGCCCCGCCCCCUCCAGCUCCCACCACCUGAUUGGCUCACAGCGAUGACGUCACAAACGCUCUAUGAUUAAGACCGGAAGCGGGUCGAUCUCUUCACAAUUUUGGCAAAAAUCGUCCGAUGAAGCCUGGAUGUGUGGCACAUUGGGAAUGGACCACUCUUUUAAUGAUUUCCUUGUGCAGCAAGGGAGUAAAGUGUGGUUUUGUGAAAGUCCUUAUGUGCUGUGCAGUACAUCAAUGCACGUGUGCGAACACUAGCAUGCGAUAACGGAGUUGGGCCUGUAGGGGGAUGGCAGGGUUAUUGAUUAACCGCACUUGGACAACCAGCCACACGGUUAAUGGCGACUCGGUUGAGGAUUGCUGUGUGACACACGUGCUGUUGCAUCUUACAGGUAAAGGACCCAAAGGUUGUUUUUGAUCGUUAUAGAAAUGUUCUAGACUUGUUCUAGACUUCAAGCUUGGAUUUGAAUUGUUAGUUUGUGAUAUAUUCAAUUGGAUGGGUUUUAGCACUGUGCAUUGUAAAGGAUGACGUACUGCAGUUAAUACUUGUAAUUCUUAAUUCUCUAACCCUAAUACUGUUUAUUCUAUAACCAUGCCCAUGCACCCAGUGUAUGACUACUUGCAAUGCUAUUGAUAAUAUUACACAUGUAGUAAGUUGUACAAUGGUGACAAAUACAGUACGUAUACGGUACACAUACAGUACAGAUAAUGGGUGUAAGUUACCGAUAUAAGUGGAUGGUAUAGAUAGACGUACAGCUUAGGAUUAACCGCACUUGGACACCAGCCACAUGGUUAAUGGCGACUCGGUUGCAGAUUGCUGUGUGUGACACACGUGCUGUUGCAUUUUACAGAUUAACCACAAUAAAUGUGUUUGCCCUCGAUUUGGA